Molecule: messenger RNA, 3081 nt
Organism: Durusdinium trenchii
Lineage: Eukaryota; Dinophyceae; Suessiales; Symbiodiniaceae
Source: the annotation of a GenBank genome assembly
AGCCCCCUUUUUGCUCACCAUUUUCCCUUGACCAUUUCAGCCAUGGCGCCCAAAGUUUGCCGGAAGAGAGCUCCUCCCAGCCACCGGGACCUGGACCCCAAGAUGCGAUGUCCAGUGACCACGGAAGAGGAAACGACUUCGGACAGCAACUCUUUGGGUCUUUGUGGUCCCAGCGAGCUGAGGGCUUUGCCACGCAGUCGCCGCAUCACGGCCGAGGCGGCCGCGGAGGCGGCCCAGUCAAGUCCUGUGCCGGAAGGCCUGGCCAUGGAGGAAGCCUUGCGCAUGAAAUUGAGGUGUUUGGAUCGGAAGCUGGGUGGCCGAAUGCUGAGUGAUCGAAAGCUGCUGGGUCGCAGAGACUUGGCACAAGAGAUCCUGUCCUUUGUUCAGGCGGAACGGCCCUUGAUGAACACCGAGGUGGGUGGCAAGAUGUUCGUUGACAGCGGCUCUGCCAACGUGGAUCUCUUCUUCCACUCAGUGCCACAGGAGAAACCAAGCAAAAGCAUUCAACUAGAGAAUUUGCUUGCGAAAGCCUGGGAUGAGAAUCCAGAGGUGUGUCUCAAGCAGAUUUAUUUGCUUGGAGCUAGCAGGGAAGGGAAACAGGACAGGUAUGCCUUCUAUGAUGCUAUGCUAUGGCUUUGGCAGAAGGAUCCGGCAACUCUUUUGGCCAACCUGCAUCACAUCCCUGAGUGCAACUAUUGGAAGGAGCGGGCCAAAAAAGGAAGAACACGAAGAUGUUCUCGUUUCUUAUCGUCGAGAAGAUUGGCAUUGCUUCGCCCGGCUUUGGAGGCCUUGUUGGAGCUCUUGGCCCGACUCUGCGAAGGGCCUCGUCGCAGCCUGGAACGUGACGUGGCGCUCUAUGGCCACUACAUGCGCCACAAGGACUCCAACGAGGACGAAAAGAAGAAAUUCACCUGUGGAGAUGCCGAGGUGGAUGGCUCAGAUCAGGGCCCUUGGUGUCCCGGAUCACGUCUCGAGUUGGCGGCAGAGGCAUUGAAGCGCUAUGGCCAGGAUCCCUUGUAUCGCGUGCUCUUCGAACGAACCGGACAGCUCUUCGCGGAGCAAUUGAGAGAAGAUCUCCGUCGGAUGCAGAAGGGACAACGCAUCAGUCUAUGUGCGAAGUGGUGCCCUUUGCUUUACCACUCCUUUGAUCGCAGGACGCUGAUCUCGGAAUCUAUUGCCCGGUGGCUUUUCCCAGUUCAUGACUUCCCGGACUUCGCAAAGCUCACGGAGCGGCAGUACGCCUUCCGCGCGCGAGACCGACUGCGGAAGUCACUCAGCCAGCUGAAGGAGUACAUGAAGUGCACUGAACGCCUCAUGUGCCAGCAGCGCUGGGAAGAAAUCCAAUAUCAGAAGGUCCACGGCUCUUGCCUCAGCAUAAACGCCAAGGUCUUCGAGAAGCACGAUCCACUUCGCUUCCAAGAAUUUGUGGAAAACUUAGCCCAGCAGAAAGGCAAAGUGAAUGUGGGAGCUUUACAACCCCAUCAGUUGCUGAUGCGCGCAGUGGCCAGCUCUGGCUUUGAACGCGUCCUGGCGCAGGCCCAAUGGCAAUCUCUUGUGGCACAGCUCCGCGCCGCAGGCGCUUUGUCCCAUUGCAUUGCGGUUUGCGAUGUGUCGGGGUCGAUGCGCACACCCGCAGCCCCAAACGUGUCGUGUAUGGAUGUGGCCAUUUCGUUGUCGCUCCUCUUGGCGGAAGUUGCUGAUGGCCCAUUUGCCCGGCAUGUGAUUACUUUCCAUGAGUCACCUCAAUUAGUGAAACUUCCCGAGACCCAUGACCUGCUGGAGCUCUACCAGUUUAUGAAAAGUUUGGACUGGGGCAUGUCCACCAACUUUCACAAAGUCUUCGAUCUCUUGAAGUCUCGAGCUGCGCAAGCUGCUGCUCCUGAGCAAGUCUUCGUUUUCUCCGACAUGCACUUUGCCCAGGCCCAAGGUGGCGAUGAGGGCGAGACAACGCUACGGAGGGCACAGAAGGAGUACCAGAAGUUGGGCUUGGAGUUGCCAGAGCUGGUGUUCUGGAACUUGGCCGCCAGAGCCUUGCCCGGCGGCCCAGGAGCUCCUGCCUUGGCCAACGAUGCGGGCGUCGUCCUCAUGUCGGGCUUCUCACCGCAGAUGCUCCGAGACCUCAUGGACCCGGACACGGAGCUCAAAGCUGCGGCGGCGGAUGCGAAACCCAAGGAGAAGCGGGAUCCGGUGGCCGUGUUGUGCGCUGCGCUUCGUAAGCCGCUGCUGGAGAAGCUCCGGGUGGUCUAUGACCAGAGUGAGGUGGCCGAGCUCUUCCUGGAACCUGGGCACAAGGAGCAGUUUCCAGCAGAGCCGGUGGAGAUGUCACUUGAGCCUCCUGAAGUUCCAUCAAAGCAGUGUGUUCAAAAGCUUCCUGUGAUGAACAGCGCAACUGCCCAGCUUGGCAGCCUGCUUCGCAAGGAAGUGAUCCAAGCCUUCUUGGGCAGGGGAGGUGCAUCAGUGAAGUCCUUGCGAGCCCAGCUCUGUCAACGGCUGUGCCCGGUGCUUCGAGCUGAGAAGAAGCUCAAGUUCAGGUUUUGGCUGGACGUGAAAACGGAAGGCAAGUACACAGCUUCUGAGACCGGUCAUGUUGAAGGCACCUUGCGAGCACGCUUCCCACAAGAGGAACUUGAGAAGGCCUUGCAACUCCUCAAAGAGCCAGUGGAGCGUGCAAUCAAGGAGGCUGACGCCAGAAGUUUCCGGGCUGAUGCAGCUGAGGGUGAGGAGGAUGACAAUGACAAGAAGCGCAAGGCGAUGUUGAUGACAUCAGAAGCAUCUCAGAAGUGCGACCCUUCAAGAGGGGUCAAACGACGAAGUGCGUGAGCAAGAAGCAAGAAGGGCAUUAUAGGGCCUAGGGCAUUUAUGGCAGACCAGGCACGUGCAGGUGCUUAGGUGCUGCACCGUAGGUCACAGCAAGUGCUUCAGAAGCUAUCAAGUGCUUUGGAAGCUGCUUGUACAGUUGUGUACAGAUGAACUUCCCUGAAGGCCUAGAGGGAGAAAGACUGCCUUGUACUAUCUUGUACUCUACCUUGUUGCCAAUCUUGAGCUUCACUAGCCUUAGGUGUUUUGAUGCAUCAAGCAGUC